Molecule: messenger RNA, 815 nt
Organism: Dendrobium catenatum
Lineage: Eukaryota; Viridiplantae; Streptophyta; Magnoliopsida; Asparagales; Orchidaceae
Product: protein RESPONSE TO LOW SULFUR 3-like
Exons: 1
Coding region: 168-551 (127 amino acids)
Biological process (GO): cellular oxidant detoxification
Source: RefSeq, a predicted model, not a curated record
GCCAUUUUAUCCUUCCGCCAUUCGGAGUUCCGCCCCAGCUCCGAUUCCUCCGGUUCAUUGAACUUAGACGUUUUUUCGCUCUCCCCAUCCUCUAUAAAGCGUUUAGACUUUGCCUAGACGCCUGAUUCAACUUAAUAGGCUUGAGAGAGAGAGAGAGAGAGAGAGAGAUGGCUCCAGCAAUCGGAAUUGCGAUACCCGAUCCAAUGGCUGGGAAGAUGGGUUUAGGGUUCCGGCGCGUUGGCUUGGUGCAGGGGGUUUCGUUAACGGAGGCGGAGGAGCUCCAGCGGAGAAAUCUAGAGCUGGAAAGAGAGGUGAGGGAGAGGAGAGAGAGCGAAGAGGAGCUAAGGCUGGAGUUGGAGAGAACGAAGGAGAGGUUGAUGGCAGUUGAGGAAGCAGAGGAGAGGCUCUGCACGCAGCUCGGCGAGCUCGAGGCCGAGGCGAUCGAGCAGGCAAGGGAGUACAACCGCCGGAUUAGGACGCUUUCAGAUCACCUUGCGAAGGCGCUGAGGAGAAUUGAAGCUGGUGGAGAAAGGGUCGUCGCCGUCGAUUAACCGCGGUAGGGAACGCGUCCAGAUCUGGAAUAAAUGGGAGGAUUUAUGUUUGUUUUGCUUGUUUGUUUUUUUUAAUGAAGGUAGUUGAUGUGCUGAUUCUGGAAGUGGAUGUUGUGCGGAACGCUAGGGAUGAAGAGGUUAAUGGGUGGUUGAUGGUAAUUUUAUUUGUGCAUAAGAAAAUGCUCUGUACAAUAGAUAAAUGGUAAAAUAAAUUUGUAACGAAUGGAAUCAUUAAAUCUGAACUUUUGUUUAAUUUGGCUACUA